GGGCUCCGAGAGCAGGCGCUUCGGACUCAUUGGCUAGGGGCGCGGGGCGGGGCUCCGGGGGCGCGCUCCGGUCUCAUUGGCUGGAGGCGCGGGGCGGGGUUCCGGUGGGCGCGCGUUGAGGCUGCGGUCAUGGAGGGAGCCGGAGCUGGAUCCGGCUUCCGGAAGGGGAGAUCAGGUCCCAGGACGGGGACAGUGAGAUCGUCCAGCCCGAGAAGCCGGCAGGACCUACGCCAGCCGCCAGGCACAGUGGUUUCCCUUUUGUUUGCUCCCCGGUGGGCGCCAGCAUUGGGCUAGGAACGCGUGGUUUCUUCGGUGCUCCACGUUACACACAUUUGACAUGGAUUAACCCCACCUGCCAGUGGAGAAACUGAGGCACGGGGGCGUUAAGUGACUCAGCAGGGCUAGGGUCAGACCUAGGCCGUCUGAGCCAGGAUCCGCCCAGGCUGGAGGGCGUGCCCUGCUCUUCCCUGUUCCUGGAAGUGGAGCUCUCUGGGGGUGCCAUGUGCAGAGGACCCCAUCGGUGCAGGCAGAGUGGUUUCUGAACCUUUCUACUGCUCUACCUGAACGUUGGGGCACCGAGCUUCCUCGACGUCAGCAGGGCCUCGUGGGCCUCUGUGGCCUGGGAAGGGAGGGUCUCAGGCGCUUGUGAACCCAUCCUGGAGGGAGGACUUCAGCCCUGUAGAAGCAGGGAGAAUUCUGUUUCUCCUGCAUCAGGCCCUUCUUUAUCACCCAAGGCAGCAGGCGUGGGGGGCGGGGGGUGUCGGUGUGGGGAACUCUGGUGGUGGAGUUGCUGAAGAUUCUUGCCAGAAUUCAGAAAGAGAAAGUCACUGAGGCUUGGGCCACCUCACUGGGUGGUUGUGAGAACACCAGGUUAAAGUAGCCGAAAGGCCACUGCCGGAGACGGGGCACUGGGUACACACCCCAGGAGGUCAUGUGUUCUAUCAAGCCCACCUGACAACUAGAGGCCCAAGGGCUCUGGCCAGAGCUGGAAUUGUGGUCAUUGCAGAGAAUGAGCGUGAGGAUGACGGGGAGUGGGGGGCCUGUAGCCCUGGCGUGGCGCCCACGUCAUGGGGCAAAGCUGGCUGUGUCCUAGCCCCCCCCCACAACCGCCCCAGUGCUGGGCCUGCCUUCCGAGGCCACUGCCGAUGUACGGGGAAGCCCCUUGGAUUGUCGAGGCAGCCCUGGCAUCCACCACUCUCUGGCGUGGUCUUCCUUCCAAGGCCUGGGGCAGCAGUGUUGGGGGUCCCGGAGCAGGUGGGGAGAUAGUGCCUUCUUUGCCUUUUCUGGUGCCUUUCUGGUACUGCUGGCAGUAAGCAGCUGGAAGGACCAGCAGGUGGCACUGGGCUCAUGCGGGUGGUGACUGGGACCCUGGCUAUGGAACAGCAAGGGCUCAGGACGAGCCGGGAUGCUGGACGAGCCGGGAUGCUGGACAAGCCGGUAUGCUGGACUCUGCUGCCCGCUGCUGGGGAACAUUCUUCACCACCUGCAUCUUAGGGCUUCACCCGUCCAUGCUCUGCUUGUCACCUGCUGGACUGCUCUGGGUGAGGUGCUGUGACCUCCCUGUGGCCGAUGCUGGUGGCCUGGCUGGUAGUUCACCCACCUGCCCUUUUAGUGCCUGUUUCUGAGCUCCUGGGUGCCCACUGCCCCCACCCCCAGUCCUGGACUCUCCGUGCUGGCUCCUUUCCCGGCCGCUGUGGGCCGGUGCCUGGCCUGGGCCGCCUCACUGAGUCUCAUGGCUCCACCAGCCACCCAGGGCUGCCCUCCUGAGUCUCGGCCGCCACCACUGCAGCUGCCACCCGCCACUCCUGUGUUCACACACAACGCAUCCCAAACUGAUCUCCUGUGUCCUAGCUCCAAAAUGCACUUGCCCACGGCCCCCCAUCUCCUCAGAGCAGUGCCAUCCUUUUGGGGUCUUGGCGUAGACUCCUCCCUUGUCCCCGUCCUCCGUCCAUCAGAAAGGCAGAAAGGCCCUGGCUCUGCAGCCCCCUCCCUUCCCCCAACCCCGGGCAUGGCAGCCAGAGUGGUCCUUUCCAACGCCAGUGCUGCUUUCCACAAAAACCUAGAGAGGACUCCCAGUUUCCUGCCAUGGAGACACGGAGAGCUCAUCAGGCCCUGGGCCCUCAGUGUCUGGCCCACCCCUCACUCCAGCCUGUGGACCACGCUGGCGCAGCCCCGCUCUGCGCUCCCAGGACACCAGCACCUCCUGCAGGAUCAUGAGCACCAGGGCAAGACCGGCGGAGCUGACCCAGCACCCAGAACAGAGCUGGCACAAGGAAGGCCCUACUGGUGGCACUCCCUCAGGCCAGCCCACCUGGGGAGCAGCCACCUCCAGCCUCCAGACCCAACCCGGGCUCUGCCUUCCGUGCCUCCCCACAAGGAGAGCAGAGCCAUGGCCCUCUGCCGGGGAUGGGAGUGCAAGAUUAGGCCGGACUCGACGAGGCCUUUCUCCACUCUCUCCCUGGAGCCCCAGCAGCGGGGCCUGCUCCCGUGUCUGCCACCACUCACGCUGUGGGGAGGCUCCCAGCACAGACCCUGCGCAGGGCCCUGGCGCCCCCUAGUGGAGCUGCCCACACAUCUGCUUCAGCUUCUGCCACCCGAAGCACUAGGCUGGCCCUUGUCCCCUGCCCUGGGAGAGACCCAAGCACAGAGGGCGUCUCCAGCCAGAAGUCACAGCCACUGUCACCAGAAUGGUCACCACCCUGGGGGGUGCGGGGGGGAGGGCGGGGCCUGGCGCUGACACCCCCCUCCC
Molecule: messenger RNA, 2749 nt
Organism: Gorilla gorilla gorilla (western lowland gorilla)
Lineage: Eukaryota; Metazoa; Chordata; Mammalia; Primates; Hominidae
Gene: CENPX
Product: centromere protein X
Exons: 2
Coding region: 1733-2737 (334 amino acids)
Biological process (GO): kinetochore assembly; replication fork processing; DNA repair
Cellular component (GO): Fanconi anaemia nuclear complex; FANCM-MHF complex
Source: RefSeq, a predicted model, not a curated record